Elaeis guineensis (African oil palm) is the source of this 2720-nucleotide messenger RNA. RefSeq lists its product as uncharacterized. The record is from RefSeq and is a predicted model, not a curated record. NCBI's taxonomy places the organism in Eukaryota, Viridiplantae, Streptophyta, Magnoliopsida, Arecales, Arecaceae.
AACACCUUUCAGUCCUUUCUUGAUUGUGUUUCAUUUGGAUCAAAUCAGGUCAUCUUGCUCUUCUUUGGGUCUUAAAUCUGUCAUGCACUUCACUUCAAAAAAAAAAAAGAAAAAAAUGUCGGUCAUGCACUUACUUAGGAGGGCUAUAUUCUCUUCUUCGUGUUUUCUAGAUCUUGUUUUAGAAGCCUCUUACUGAGAAUUAGCAGAAACCUGGAGUGUGUCUUGGAUCGAAAUUGGAUAUCGAAUAAUAGUCAUCGUGCUUGCUAACAAAAAGAAGAAGCAAUAGUCUUCUCACCCCACUGAGUUGUUCAAGAUGUGUUUUACUCUUCAGCUCAGAAAAAGAUGCAUUUUGUUGUUAAUGUUGCAGUAAGGUUCACCCAGAAGGUCCACAUACAUGAUUUAUGUAAUCUAUUGUUGGUUGCAGAAGUUUGUGCGUUGGUUGGUUUCUUAUGACAGCUUCUUUUCCCAUACUAACAAAUGUUUCCAAUUUUUCUGAGUGUUUUGCCUGCUCUUACCAGAGAGGGGAACAAUGUUUUUUGAGAGGCCAACCACAUGUGGUUUUAUAUGAUUUACCAGAAUUUUAUUGUAACCCAAAAGGUAGCUAUUGGCUCAUAGACUCAAUUUCUAGAGGAAGAUAUAUCUGGCCGUUCCUCCUUUUGAAGAACACAACAUACCACACCUCUGUUUUAUUUGAAUCCACCAUGUUCUGUUUCCAGUUGAUGGUCUUCUAUCCUAUAUUGUGAUACCGUAGGUCUACUUCGAACUAGAAGACUUUUCCUGUAUCUCCAUCUCUCUGUAGUUACAAACUUUAUUUAGAUCUCUACCUCUUAUCUUUGUACUCAAUUAAAGAAAGUUCUCUGCGAGGGGGUGGUUUUCAGAUAUUGAUCUAUUCCCCCAUUUUCAUUCUUUCUCUGCAAGAGGGUGGGGUUUUCAUUCUGUGGUUGGGGAAUACCAACAAUGGCUGUUCAAAUCAUUUGCGAGGUUGUUUGAAAACUAGUUUCUUUAUACCGUGAGGUAGAUCCCUGACUGCAAUGCUGCUGCAGGGCCUAUAGGAAUGGGAACAAAACUGCAUGGCAACCAUAAUGUCUUCACUGCCUUGCUGAAUAACAACCAUCAUGUAGUUACUAUUGAUCCAAACACUUCAGGUAAUUGGGACAGGUUCAAGAAUAUACUGCUCAAGGAAGGCAACCAGACUGCUUUCAAUUGUAUUCAAGAGUUGUCCAUGGAUACAUUCCAAAACAACAGAGAAUCUAUCAGGAAUACAAUGCUGAGGCAAGAAGAAAUAUUCAGACAGCAGGUGCAAGAUCUCCAUCGGCUGUACAGUGUUCAGAAGAUGCUAAUGGCUGAGAUAAGAAGUAAACAGGACAAGCUCCAAUCUCCCACAAUUGCUACUUCCAUAGUCUUCACAGAUACAAAGACCAGAUUUCGCGGCAGUACAUCUACCUCAGAGACCAGUCAUUCUUCUCAUGUCCGUAGCACACAUCACUCCACUGCACAUCUAAACUCAGAGUACAGUUCUCUACAUCACUACCACACAAGGGCAGGCCCAAGUUCACGAGAGCUAAGCAUCUACUCAGAAGACCCUUUAAGAGCACAGAAGGGCUUUGAUCUUGGACAGCCUUCUGAAGACCGCACCUUCACAGAAGUUGGGCAUACUCAGGAUCACCCCACCAACUUGGGUAAGCAUCUGAAAGAAAAGAUGAAGGCAGAAGGCUCAGAUUUGUGGCCUGAGGACGAGAGUGAUGUUGACCUAACACUCAGCAUAGGAUGUGGCACAGAUAAGAAGAGAUCAAAACAUUGGCCUAGCUUGAAUGAGGAAAUAAGCUUCUCUAAUUCAACUCCAAGUGAUAUCAGGCCGCUGCUUUUGUCUACAACAUCCAGACCAGGGAGAGCAGAGGAAUGCGGCGAUCACUCCACCGGCUUUGACAGAGAAAGCUUGCAGACACCUCCCUGGCUUUUCCAAGCUUUGGAUUUGAACAAGACGUAACCUCAAAAAUUGCACGUAUCCUUUUGGCAGAGGCAUUUGCUUUUCUAUGGGGUUCCAACUUCAGUGCAUCAGCACCCAUUCGAGUGGCAGCUCUCAUGCAGGAACAUGCUUCCUGAAGCCUAUAAAGUCUUCUCAACACUGCUUCUCAUACUCUUCUGGAUAUCGCUUUCGAGCUUCAAAAAUUCUUUCAUUGGAUCAGUUUUUAUGGGUUUCAAGAUUGAUUUUAAUCAGUGGGAGAACAUCACUGAUUCGGCUAAAUACUGAACAAACUCCAAGUCCCUCCAAACAAGGUUUUCAAAGGAGUGAAGUCAUCAUAGGCCUGGGAGUUUUGGACUUGAUCGAUUUGUACGGCAACAAAAGGUUAUCUAUAUUUCCUUAUUGAAUAUGAAAUGAGCUUUGGGAAUAGGGCAAGCAACUAUGUUUAACUACAAUCAUUGUAGUCAAGCAAAACGAACUCAUAGGAAAAUGUAGAUAGCACAAGUGUUGGUCAAGAGUUGGCAGUAUCUACACCAUGGGAACUUGGAGGGGCAAGGAUGGAACAAAGAAGAAAUGCAAGAAAAGGAUUUGAAAAUCUCUUAAAAUGCAUCUUCCCCCAAAUAAAGAAUCGGUUUGAUUUCGCAUACAUUACUCCAGCGCAUUAUGACAAUGUUGAAUCAAUUUUCCCAAAUAAAUUUGUGAUCUGUAUUGAAAAGAUGAGAUUCUUUUGUACAGCUAACAAUAAAGAGCAGCUCUA